AUGUCUUCUGCAUCUGGGAGACAAAAUGAUGUAAUGAACUCUCUCCAAUUCAUAGAAGAGGUCUCAAGCACAUCUGACCUAGCUAAUAUAGUUAAUGAUGCUUUUAUUCUUCAGAUGAAGAUUUUCUCACCUCUUCCACACGAUUUUCAACUCGACCAAGAUAUCCCUUCAUCCGCACCAUUUGUUUUAUCC
Molecule: messenger RNA, 192 nt
Organism: Paramuricea clavata
Lineage: Eukaryota; Metazoa; Cnidaria; Anthozoa; Malacalcyonacea; Plexauridae
Source: the annotation of a GenBank genome assembly